This is a messenger RNA of Stylonychia lemnae, 1608 nucleotides long. The record is from the annotation of a GenBank genome assembly. NCBI's taxonomy places the organism in Eukaryota, Ciliophora, Spirotrichea, Sporadotrichida, Oxytrichidae.
AUGGAUUCGACAUUGCAGAAAUGGGAGCAUUUUUAAGAACUGAGAUAUGUGAAUUCAUAUUUUGCCUAUACUGACUUUGAAAAGCCAAUCAAGCGGUAUAUUGAAGACAGAUUUUAUUUACCUAUUGAACCUUACACUAAAAAAGGGGCAGAUGUGUUUAUUAAAAGAGGAUAUACAUAGUUAUCGGAUAGUUUAUUGCCUUUUUAAAAUCCUGAUAAUUAUACUUUCACUCAAAUUACUAAUAUAAAGUAUUUUUAAGCUGACUUAAACAGAAGGGGACCUGGUCUUGUUUAGAUCAAUGUUAGACUCGAUGUUGAAGUUGAAAUUUACACAAGAUAGAUUUACUCAAUUUAUAUAUUGCUUUUUUAAAUCGGAGGUACUAUAAAGGCAUUAAUUUUAAUUGGUCAUUUACUGACUAGAAUGAUCACUGAGAAAAUGCUAUAUUCUGAAUUGAUACAUCGUUUAUUUUUCGUUUAAAAGGAACAUAAGGCAAAACUUUUAGCCAACAGAAGAAAUAGACCCCCUGGAGAUAUAACUAACUAAUCUGGUGACAGUGAAAGAAAUAGGUUUGAAAUUCACUAAGAUCCGACUUUAGCAUCCCCAAUGAAUGAUGAAGGUAAAGAAAAGAGAUAUUUCUUUAGAGAAAUUGCUGAAGAUAUCACACUUAAGAUUGGAGUUUUAAAGAAAGCUAAAAUAAAUAUAAAAGAGCUUAUGUUCUUCUUGUGCUUGUGUAAGAAAAAGAGUCGGACCAAGACAGCUUUUAAAAAGUUUUUGUUUAACAGAGCAGCUGAUAAGAUUAAAAAGUAAUUUGACAUCGUUAAACUCUAUAAGAGAAUAUAAGAAUUAGAAAUCUUGCAAUCUGCUUUUGUAAAUCCUCUGCAAAAAGAGCUGAUGAGAUAUCAUGAAAGCUAUAUAGUAAAUUAAGAGGAUUUUAAUUUAGAAAUUCAUGAUAGUCAAGUAGACCAAGGAGCAAAUCAGAAAGGAUAUAAAAGAGAUUUAGGCCGGAAAAUUGUAGAGUAUUUAUCGCAUAAAAGGUUGAACAAAAUUGAUAGAUAAGUUCUUGGAAGCCUACUAGGUUCAAACUACAAUUUUUAAAGUUUUGACAAUAGAAAUAAGCAACAUCACUAUAGACUAGAUAGUAAAAAUGGUCUAGAGUUUUUUAGCAAUUAGUUCAAAGCCUUAGUAGAGAACGAUGAAAUGAAACAAUUUCAAAAAAAUUAAUAAAACUUUGCUGCUCAAAUUGAUCCAAAAAGAGUUAGCAAGCCUUUCUAAAAGUCAUUGUUUUAAAAAAGCAAAAAGGAUUCUGAUGAAAGACUUGCAAGACCUUCAGACUCUACAUUAAACAAAUAUCCAACCAUUAAGGUUACCUCACCAGCUUCUGAAUAGCGAUAAAUGAAUAAAAGAGGAAAAACUUUGAAAGAGAAGAAUUAGCAAUCUAAAAUUGUGAAUAUAUUGUUUGAGAGACUUGAUGCUAGCACUCCUUAAGGAAAAAAUUGUAAAAUUAUUACAGGAGAAACUAAUAAAAAAGUCAAUUCAAGUAACCCACUUAAGUUGAAUAGAAGUAUUCUAUCCCUAGAUAAAGGUAUCGGAGGUGAUUUCAACCUAUGA